Molecule: messenger RNA, 1708 nt
Organism: Stegastes partitus (bicolor damselfish)
Lineage: Eukaryota; Metazoa; Chordata; Actinopteri; Pomacentridae
Product: RNA-binding protein Musashi homolog 2
Exons: 15
Coding region: 133-1356 (407 amino acids)
Biological process (GO): central nervous system development; regulation of translation
Cellular component (GO): cytoplasm
Molecular function (GO): mRNA binding
Source: RefSeq, a predicted model, not a curated record
AGCUGAUCCCACGUGUGACGCUUUCAUUCCCGGCUCAGUAAUAUUCUCAUAGCGGGGCUUUGCAUAUCUCCUGCCGUAUCUGUGUGUGUCUGUCACUGUUACUGUAGUCCCAGCCUAUAGUUUGGAAUAGAUAUGGAAGGAGACGGGAGUCAAGCCACAUCCGGAAGCCUAAAUGAUUCACAACAUGACCCGGGUAAAAUGUUUAUCGGUGGCCUCAGCUGGCAAACCUCACCAGACAGCCUUAGAGACUAUUUUAGUAAAUUCGGAGAAAUAAGAGAAUGUAUGGUGAUGAGAGACCCCACGACAAAACGCUCAAGAGGAUUUGGGUUUGUUACGUUUACAGAUGCUGCCAGUGUAGAUAAAGUCUUAGCUCAACAGCACCAUGAAUUAGACUCAAAGACGAUUGAUCCUAAGGUUGCCUUUCCCCGUCGCGCCCAGCCUAAGAUGGUCACAAGAACAAAGAAAAUAUUUGUGGGUGGCUUGUCAGCCAAUACAGUAGUGGAAGAUGUGAAGCAGUAUUUUGAACAGUUUGGGAAGGUUGAUGAUGCCAUGCUUAUGUUUGAUAAGACUACUAACAGACAUAGAGGAUUUGGUUUCAUAACUUUUGAGAGUGAAGACAUCGUAGAGAAAGUCUGUGAAAUUCAUUUUCAUGAAAUCAAUAACAAAAUGGUAGAAUGUAAGAAGGCCCAGCCCAAGGAGGUGAUGUUCCCACCAGGUACACGAGGGCGAGCCAGGGGUCUGCCCUACACCAUGGAUGCCUUCAUGCUGGGGAUGGGCAUGCUGAGUUACCCUAAUAUUGUGGCAACGUAUGGCCGCGGAUACACUGGAUUCGCACCCAGCUACAGCUACCAGUUCCCUGGCUUCCCAGCGACAGCAUAUGGACCGGUGGCGGCAGCGGCAGUAGCAGCAGCGCGUGGCUCAGGUAGGGGGGCCCGUGGAAGAGGCGGCUACUUGGCGUACCCACAGAGCACAGGGCCAGGCCUCCCCGAUUAUGGGUUUUACUCUGCGCCCAGUGACCAGAGGGGGGGGCCCUGCUCCUUUGCUGACUAUGGCUCCCUGGGGCCCCAAGCGGCUCAGAUGCUGCACAGUGAGCAUGCCACCUCCGCCUGCAACUCCCCCCUACAGCACCUACACAGCCCGGAUCAAUUUAAGAACCCAGGCACCAACCCGUCAAGGCCCGGAGGUUUCCCUGGUGCUAACAGUCCAGGGCCUGUGGCUGACCUGUAUGGACCUAGCAGCCAGGAUUCAGCUGUGGGCAACUACAUCAGUGCUGCUAGCCCUCAGCCUGGCUCUGGGUUUGGCCCCAGCAUCACAGGCCCGUUGAUUGCGACAGCUUUUACAAAUGGAUACCAUUGAACAGGUGGCCGGUUGCCAUCUCAUCAGAGCAGAGUAUAUCUGGUGGCCCAGGAAAGACAGGACGAAGUUUCUAAUUGGCUUUGUGUGCAGGUGAUGCUAAUCCAACUUCAAGCACUACGGCGUCACCGAGGCAAAACGAACGAAAGUCGGAACCAUAUGAAGAAGAAAAGAAAAACGUUAGUCAUCUCAGAAAAAUAACAACUGCUGUACUAUAAUCCAAACCUCCUAUAACUUUACAACCUGGUUUGGUAUGAUGUUUCACGUCCAGUUCAUUCACCUAUUUCCUUCCUCUGUUUCUGUUCUGAUUAGUUCUUAGCCAGUCAUUUUAGUUGAACCUUAAUUUUGUGUCAUU